Molecule: messenger RNA, 439 nt
Organism: Anarrhichthys ocellatus (wolf-eel)
Lineage: Eukaryota; Metazoa; Chordata; Actinopteri; Perciformes; Anarhichadidae
Product: phenylethanolamine N-methyltransferase-like
Exons: 1
Cellular component (GO): cytosol
Molecular function (GO): phenylethanolamine N-methyltransferase activity
Source: RefSeq, a predicted model, not a curated record
GGCCUCAGCAUGGACAGAGAAAGCUGCCAAGCUCCGUCAGGUCAUCACGGACGUCGUCCCCGUAGACGUGCACCGGCCUCAGCCUCUGGCCCUUGAUGACCUUCCUUCAGCGGGGGCCGACUGUCUCGUGUCCUGCUUCUGUCUGGAGAGCGUCAGCCCCGACUUGGCUGCCUUCAACAGGGCCCUGGGCCACAUUGGGAGGCUCCUGCGGCCCGGUGGCCACCUCCUGCUCAUCGGAGCCCUGGGAGAGAGUUAUUAUUUGGGGGGCCCUGGCGUAAAGAUCCCUGUGAUUCCACUGAAUGAGGCCCAGGUCUGUGUUAGUUUGAAGGAGAACGGCUACACCCUGAUCAGGCUGGAGGUUUACAUACUGCCUCAGGACAUGAGGGUGGGGGUCGAUGAUGUGUCUGGGGUGUUUUUUGCAAAAGCAAGAAAGGAGUAA